Molecule: messenger RNA, 632 nt
Organism: Notechis scutatus (mainland tiger snake)
Lineage: Eukaryota; Metazoa; Chordata; Lepidosauria; Squamata; Elapidae
Source: RefSeq, a predicted model, not a curated record
CUGAGAGCCCCCAAAUUAAGCCCCCCUGCUUUAGAUCCCCCCCCAAAAUAUUAAAUUUUGUUUAAUAAGAUGUCAUCUCAUAUCUACUGAGGAAUCCCAUACAUUUUCAAAUGUCAUGGUGUAGCAUUUCCCCCUUAUUAAUAUGCACCGUUUAAUCUGUAGAAAAAUAUACCUCUGUUACGAUAGCUUUGAUUUCUGAUUAGUCUACAGGUAAAAUGGAUGAAAACCAGUUUGUGGCCAUUACCAGCAGUAACGCUGCCAAAAUCUUCAAUCUGUAUCCGCGAAAAGGCAGGAUUGAAGUUGGUUCCGAUGCUGACCUUGUUAUAUGGGAUCCCGACAAGGAGAAGACAAUCACAGCAAAAAGCCAUAAAUCGGCUGUUGAAUAUAACAUUUUUGAAGGCAUGGAAUGCCGCGGGGCUCCCUACAUAGUUAUUAGCCGAGGGAAGAUUGUGUUUGAGGAUGGGAAUUUGUCGAUGAGGAAAGGAUCGGGGUCUUUCAUCCCGCGAAACUCCUUUCCAGAGUAUCUUUAUCAACGGAUCAAAACUAGGAAUAAGGUAUGUUUACUCACUUCCUCGUAAUCUUUCAAUACUACCCUUCGGUACACAGCUUGCUUUCAUUAAUUAUAAGCAGUC